GUCAAAGCCAGGAGUGUCAACCCAUUUUCCGGCUGAGCUGGGGCGGCCUGCACCGUGGGGAAUCUUGUGUUGGAGACCUGAGUGCAGAAGACUCGGCCAGGACCAAAAAAAAACUUCCCUAAGCCUCAGGUGCCUCUGGGGCGUCCUGGGAGUCAGCAGUCAGCACCUCCGCAGCAGGAACCGCAGCCGGGAGGCCCUGGAACUUCCCAGGGCUCACUGAUCACCAGACCUGCUGGCCUGUGGAGCACAGCAAAGCACCCUGGAAGAUGGAGAUGGAGGAGACAGUAGCUAAGGAUCCAGAUCUACAAGCUGAGUAUUCAUUGAUCUUCAAAGAGAAAAUCAAAGAAGAGAAACAGAAGGAUAUGUCCCAGGGUCUGCUGACAUUCCAGGAUGUGGCUGUGAACUUUUCUCAGGAGGAGUGGGAAUGCCUGGACUCUGUUCAGAGGGCUUUGUACAUUGAUGUGAUGUUGGAGAAUUACAGCAACCUGGUCUCUGUUGAGAACUAUUAUAUAUUUGAUACUGUCCAUCAACCUGUGAGGACUGAAAAGGAGUCUCGUCAGUGUAACGAGCAUGGCGAAAUGCUUCAUGAGCCCUCCAGCUGUGCACUUUAUAAAAGAAGUGACACUACAGAAACCUCGAACAACUCCAGAUGCUGUAAUGAGAAGGAUGCCUCUCUUGACUCAUCAAACAUAGAUAGACACAAAAGUAUGCACACUGGCGAAGACCCUUGCCAAUCUAAAGACUGUGAGAAAUCUUUCAAUUUAUGUUCCAACAUUAGCCAAGAUCAAAGACGCUACACUGCAAGGAAAGAACACAAACAGGAUGAAUAUAAUGACCAUUUCAGCUCUACACACAGUCUCAUGCAACAAACAAUGUACAUUAGAGAGAAACCAUAUCAGUGUGGACACUGCAGUAAAUACUUCAGUACUGCCUCAAGUUUCAGCAUACAUAAGAGAAUUCAUACUGGUGAGAAACCCUAUAAGUGCAACGUUUGUGAAAAAUCCUUUAACAAGUGCACAAAUCUUAAAACACAUCAAAGGCUUCAUACAGGAGAGAAACCUUACAAAUGCAAAGAAUGUGAAAAGUCAUUUGUGCAGGUAUCUGCACUUAAAAGCCAUCAGAGAAAGCAUACUGGAGAGAAGCCUUACAAAUGUAAGGAGUGUGACAGAUCCUUUGCCCACUGUGCCUCAUUAAGAUGGCAUCAGAAGAUUCAUUCUCCUGAAGCACAUUAUGAAUGCAAAGAAUGUGGUAAGUCCUUUUUUGAAUUAUCACAUCUUAAAAGGCACUGCAGAAUCCACACUGGUGAAAAGCCUUACAAAUGUGAGAUAUGUGUCAAAUCCUUUACUACGACCACAACUCUUAAAACACAUCAGAAAAUUCACACUGGUGAGAAACCUUACAAAUGUAGGGAAUGUGACAAAUGUUUUACCAAGUGCUCACAUCUUCAAAGACAUCAGAGUGUUCAUAACCAAGAGAGACCUUACAAAUGUAAGGAAUGUGGGAAAUCUUUUACUAAGUGCUCAACUCUUCAAACACAUCAGAAAGUUCAUAAUGUAGAGAAACCUUACACAUGUAUGGAAUGUGACAAAUCCUUUACCCAGGUCUCACANCUUAGAACACAUCAGCGAGUUCANACUGGAGAGAGGCCUUAUAGAUGUAAGGAAUGUGACAAAUCUUUUCGUGACAGCUCAACACUUAGAGUACAUCAGAAAAUACAUACUGGAGAGAAACCUUACAAAUGUUCNGAAUGUGACAAAUCCUUUACCUGGCACCCACAUCUAAGAAGACAUCAGAGCGUUCAUACUGGAGAGAGANCUCACAAGUGCAAAGAUUGUGAUAAGUGUUUCCUCUGGAUUUCUAGUCUUCGAAUACAUCAGAAAAUUCAUGAUGGAGAGAGACCUUAUAAAUGUAAGGAAUGUGGUAAAUCUUUUAUCUGGUACUCAAAUCUAAGAACCCAUCAGAAAAUUCAUACUGCAGAGAAACCUUACAAAUGUAUGGAAUGUGACAAAUCCUUUACCCAGUAUGUACAUCUUAGUACACAUCAGAGAGUUCAUACUGGAGAGAGGCCUUACAGAUGUACGGAAUGUGACAAAUCUUUUACUAGAGCCUCAACUCUUAGAGCACAUCAGAAAAUUCAUACUGGAGAGAAACUUUAUAAAUGUAGGGAAUGUGACAAAUCUUUUACCAGACGCUCACAUCUUAGAAUACAUCAGAGUGUUCAUACUGGAGAAAGGCCUUACAAAUGUAUGGAUUGUGACAAAUCUUUUCCUACAGGCUCAACUCUUAGAGCACAUCAGAAAAUUCAUACUGGAGAGAAACCUUACAAAAGCAAAGACUGUGAUAUAUCUUUUCCCCAGCCUUUACAUAUGAGAACAAAUCAGAGAGUUCAUACUGGAGAAAGACCUUACAGAUGUAAGGAAUGUGGUAAGUCCUUUAAUCAGUAUUCAACUCUAAGAGAUCAUCAGAAAAUUCAUACUGGAGAGAAACCUUACAAAUGCAGAGACUGUGACAUAUCCUUUAUAUGGAUUUCAAAUCUCGGAAGACAUCAGAAAAUUCAUACUGGAGAGAAACCUUACAAAUGUAAGGAAUGUAACAAAUCUUUUACUAGGUGCUCAUAUCUUAGAGACCAUCAGAAAAUUCAUACUGGAGAGAAACCUUACAAGUGCAAAGACUGUGACAUAUCCUUUAUGUGGAUUUCAAGUCUUAGAAGACAUCAGAAAAUCCAUACUGGAGAAAAACAUACCAUUGUAAAUAAUGUAACAUAACAUUUACCUGGUAUUCCCUGCUGACAAAUCACAACAGGAGAAGUAAUAGAAAUAUAAAGAAAACAAGCUUGUGAAAGCCUUUAAUGAAGACUUAAACCUCACAAAAUGUAUCAGAGUUCCUAUCAAAAUAAAAUUCUGUAAAUGUAACUGGGGGGGAGCUUUUUAUUUCUUUUUAAUACUGGCCUACAAACAUGUCUGUGCACUGCAUGUAUGCCUGGUGAAGGUAGAACGCAAAAGAGAUCAUCAGAUCCCCUGAAUUUGGCAGUACAGAUAGUUGUGUAUAACUAUUUGUAUGUUCCAAAUUGAACUCUGGUUCUCUGGAAGAGCAACCAGUACUCUUAACCACUGAGACUUCUCUGGCAUCCCUGGGAAAAACUAUAACUAAAACAUUUAGCUCAUUCAGCAUCCAGCCAUUCAUAAUAAUGUCAGGCAAGAUGGUACAUGCCUACAUGCCUUUAAUCACAACACUCAGAAGACAGAGACUAGACGACCCCUGUGAGUCUAGUUCUAGGACUGCCAGCAUACAUAGACCCUGUCUCAAAACAAAAAAUCAUAAUAAGGACAACAUGGAAUAACUUUAAAGUUUUGACAAAGGCAUCUAAUUAUACUGUACAUUACAUAGCUCAUACUUCUGAGAAACCAUGUAAAAGUAUACCACACAUA
Molecule: messenger RNA, 3428 nt
Organism: Mus pahari (shrew mouse)
Lineage: Eukaryota; Metazoa; Chordata; Mammalia; Rodentia; Muridae
Product: zinc finger protein 54-like
Exons: 5
Coding region: 267-2765 (832 amino acids)
Biological process (GO): negative regulation of transcription by RNA polymerase II
Molecular function (GO): DNA-binding transcription repressor activity, RNA polymerase II-specific
Source: RefSeq, a predicted model, not a curated record